Cladophialophora bantiana CBS 173.52 is the source of this 1473-nucleotide messenger RNA. Its product is annotated as DNA repair protein rad18. Gene Ontology annotation, biological process: DNA damage tolerance; protein monoubiquitination. Lineage: Eukaryota; Fungi; Ascomycota; Eurotiomycetes; Chaetothyriales; Herpotrichiellaceae. Gene Ontology annotation, molecular function: ubiquitin protein ligase activity; single-stranded DNA binding. The record is from RefSeq and is a predicted model, not a curated record. Gene Ontology annotation, cellular component: nucleus; Rad6-Rad18 complex. The coding region runs from base 1 to 1473 and encodes 490 amino acids. The transcript has a single exon.
AUGGCAGAUCGAGAUGAAUUCACAGACAGUACAGACUGGCUCCAAACUCCUCUCGCCGCCCUUGCACCCCUCGAUUCGUCACUGCGAUGUCAAGUCUGUAAGGACUACUUCACCACUCCUAUGAUGACCAGCUGUUCCCACACCUUCUGCAGUCUCUGUAUACGAAGGUGUCUUUCUCAGGAAGGAAGAUGCCCGGCGUGUCGAGACGCUGAUCAGGAAAUAAAGCUGCGGAGAAACUGGGCAGUCGAAGAAUUGGUCGCCCAUUUCACUGCCUCCCGCAAAGGUCUCCUCGCGUUUGCGACGGCGAGUCUUGCCAAGGGAAGGGAACGGGAGGAUGAUGGCGAGACUCAGAGACCGAGGAAGAGGCGGAAGCUGGCACCAGAAUCGACAAGCAACGGCAUUGAAAGACGGAGCACCCGAAGUCAGAGUAGGAAAAUUGCCUCGGAUAUCGACAGUCAACAGAGCAUGGCAUCAACCCAGGAAGUCAUAGAUGACAGCGAGGAAGAAGGAAGUGUCUACGAGGACCCAGAAGAACAUAAGAGCCCACACUUCGUCAAUGACAAUGGCAAUCUGGAACCACAGGAUGGUCUCGUCCAGUGUCCAUGUUGCCACCGGCGAAUGAAAGAAGCGCUCAUAAAUUCGCAUCUAGAUAAAUGCAUACAAGGAGACAGCCAUACGCCGGGCGACGAGGUCGGAUCUUAUUCUCCGGCUCCACCUUCUAAUGCCCGACAUGUCGCCCCGCCUGGCACCAUUGCCUAUGCUCAGGGGAAACCUGCCAAACAACAUGAUCGCUUGCCCUUUAUAAACUACUCCCUCCUCUCUGACAACGCAUUACGGAAAAAGCUGCGAGAUCUGGGCAUUCCCUAUCUCGGCUCAAAAGAUCUUAUGCGCAGGCGCCACACCGAGUGGGUGAAUCUGUGGAACGCCAAUUGCGACUCUACCAAACCAGUGACAAAAAGAGAGUUACUGCGGGAAUUGAAGAUCUGGGAGGAUACGCUGGGACGGCAACCGGAAAAGCCGUCAAAUACGGGGUUUAUGGCAAAAGAUUUUGACAGAGAACGCCACGUGAAGAGCCAAAAAAGCCAUUUUGACGACCUGAUCCGGCAGGCUAGGGCGAGGAAACCAAAAUUUCCCGAGGAAAAGUCGUCGUCUGCAGCGGAAAACCCAACAUCAGACGCCGCUCCAUGGGAUCCGAUGGAGAGCGCGUCCCCAAGGCAAAUAUCUGGAGCUGAGCCAGCAGGUUCAGAAUGCUCAGCUGACGCUGGAGAAAGAUCCAGUCCUGGAAGUGUAGUGGAAAUACAAGGGCGACAGCACCUCGAGUCUAAGGAGGAUACAACCAACGGUCACUCUGAGGAGACUGCAAGAGCUAUCCCAUCACCCCAACAGUUGGAAGAUACAUCAGAAUCACAGUUGGCUGUUCAGGUUGACCUGACACUACCUCCGGAACGACCUCACGGCAGGUUCUUCGUCUGA